AUGGACGCGGAUUACCCUGCCUUUGAGAAGCCUCUCUGCAGAGAGUUUAAGCACUUCUGCAAAAGGCUAGGUGAGGCAUACCAAGAGCUGAAGGAGGACCUCACCCCUUACAAAGAUGAUCGCUACUACAGGUUGGCACCCAUGCGAUUGUACACCCUGUCCAAGCGCCACUUCGUCCUGGUCUUUGUGGUGUUCUUCAUUUGUUUUGGCUUGACCGUCUUCAUUGGAAUUGCAGGUCCCCAAGCAAUCCAGUCGACUUCAGAGGACCACCAAGUGAACAGCAGUAGCUUAAAGCUAAAGCCAUUUCUUCUCAAUUCAGGACCACUUUCUACUUAUAAUCAGCAGUUAUGGCUGACGUGUGUUAUUCAGCUGGAUCAGUCAGAUGACACUACAAUCCAGACAAGCUUUUCUAUGACUGUGAAAGUAGAUGGUGUGACCCAAGGUGCAAGCAAGACAUUUGUACAUAACAAAGUUCACAAUCGGACGAGGACCCUCAGCUGUGCAGGGAAAUGUGCUGAAAUCAUUGUGGCUCACCUUGGGUAUUUGAAUUACACUCAGUAUACUGUCAUCGUGGGAUUUGAGGACGUGAAAGCUCUGAAGAUCCCCAUCAAAGACGUGAACUUCACAUGGAGGACUUACAAUCCAUCUUUUUCACAAUUGGAAAUUUGGUUCCGAUUUGUCUUUGUGGUGUUUACAUUCAUCGUCACUUGCCUGUUUGCACAUUCCCUCCGGAAAUUCUCCAUGAGAGACUGGGGAAUUGAACAAAAAUGGAUGUCCAUAUUGUUGCCCCUGCUACUGCUCUAUAAUGAUCCAUUCUUCCCCCUUUCCUUCCUGGUAAACAGUUGGUUUCCUGGCAUGCUGGAUGACCUCUUCCAGUCUGUGUUCCUCUGUGCGUUGUUACUGUUCUGGCUCUGUGUGUAUCACGGGAUCCGAGUACAGGGAGAAAGAAAAUGUUUAACAUUCUAUUUUCCUAAAUUCUUUAUUGUUGGACUACUAUGGUUGGCAUCUGUCACAUUAGGAAUAUGGCAAACGGUAAAUGAAUUACAUGACCCAAUGUACCAGUAUAGAGUCGACACAGGCAAUUUUCAGGGGAUGAAGGUUUUUUUCCUGGUGGUAGCUGGCAUGUAUAUUUUAUAUCUUUUGUUCUUGAUUGUGAGGGCAUGCUCAGAACUUCGCCAUAUGCCUUAUGUUGAUCUCAGGUUAAAAUUCUUGACUGCAUUGACUUUCGUAGUACUUGUCAUUAGCAUUGUUAUACUUUAUCUAAGGUUUGGAUCACAAGUGUUACAGGACAAUUUUGUUGCUGAACUGUCAAAUCGCUACCAGAAUUCAGCAGAAUUCUUAUCUUUCUAUGGCCUCCUGAACUUUUAUCUCUACACUUUAGCCUUUGUGUAUUCACCAUCUAAGAAUGCACUCUAUGAGUCACAGUUGAAAGAUAAUCCAGCCUUUUCCAUGCUUAAUGACUCUGAUGAUGAUGUGAUUUAUGGGAGUGACUACGAAGAAAUGCCCCUGCAGAACGGCCAGGCCAUUAGAGCCAAGUACAAAGAAGAGUCUGACAGCGAUUGAUGGAGCUCCAGCAGAGACCAGCUCAGCUGGCUAGAGAAGGUCUUGGACAGCUUUCCUCAGUGCUCCAACUCUCCAGCCUUCCCAAGCCAUCUGCUUAAAGCUGAAUAUUUCCUCUCAAGAAAGGCAGUGUUCCCUUUACCUCUUUGUGUUUACUGAUUUUUAAAAGACCAACCAGGACCAAAGGAAAAAUUUCAAUGUUGGGCAAAGGCAUUACCAGGGUAGGGAGAUGAGAGGGGGAGAGAGGCAAAUGGUGAAGAUUAGCAACCAAAUGCCUCUUAGAAUAGUUUUAGGGAAAAUAGUUUUUGUAUUAGAGUAUCAUUUCAUUGGAGCUAAAGUAGCUGCUCCUGAACUGAAGGUUUCAGAGUCCUAUGGUGUCCCAGAGCUCCUGAUGCCUCUAAGUCACCCUCAUUUUUAGUCUAAAGAUGUAUGCACUAGUCUUUUGUAGCAUGUUCUCUCUAAGUGAUGUAGAAGCACUUAGGAGCCACUAAGUGGCUCCGUGGGGUGUUGGAGUCAGGACGACCUGAUUUGAGUCUUUCCUCAGGCACUUGCUGGCUGUGUGACCCUGAGGAAAGUCCCCUCCCUUCUUAGAGCUCCUGUUAAAUGAGAAUCAUCAUGCAUCUACCUCACGAGGUUGUUGUGAGGCUGGAAGGAGAUGAGGUAUAGACAGUGCUUUACAAAUGCCGGACAUGAUGACAAGUCAUGCAGGCAGAUGGUGGUGUUCUCCUCUCUUCUCUCCGUAGACAUUGUUCUCUCUUUAAUUCCAAGGGAAACUUAGGAACUUAUUGUGACUGCCUCGUGCUGCCAAUGCAGCAUGCUGCUAUUUGGUGGCAAACACCACACCGGGUCACUAAGUAGCUUGAGUUAUUAUCCAUUUUAGAAAUAAAGCAUUAAGCUGAGGCUCAGCUGCCAGAAUCUGCUGAAGCCCAAACAAUGAAAUACCCUUAAGAGUGUUGUGUACCUCCAAGUACACAGUACAACCUGGUAGGCUGGCUCCUUCCACCCCCUAAUAUGAAGAAAUAGGCAUUUAUACCAUUGAUAGCUUCGCUGGGCUGGUUGUCCCUGCACGUCCUUCCUCCUUCUCAUGUUGAGGUUGGGGUAGGGGAGGAAAAGUGUGACGAGUCCAAUAAAGAAUAGAGGCUAUGCAACUUCAGAGCUCCAUUACACAAAUGAAACAAUUACUAGAAUAGAAUGCCGAAAAGUUUUCAUUUGUAUAUUGAAAAACCAAUAAAAUUAAACAAUUUUCGUAUUAGUUUUGAAACAAAGUUUGUUCAGAAAACUAAUUUUGGGGAAAAUCCUCUCAAGAAACUCAACUGGAGCUUUGUAUAAACAAAAUAAAUCACUAUUAUGGGUCACAAUUUUGAAAUUCCAGUGCUAUGGUAACACAGUGUGGAAGGCACCUAAGAGUUUUCCACUCCCUUUUUCCUAGACAAUUAAUUUAAAAGCAGAGUACAGGUAUACCUUUUGCAUCUUCCUCUCUGGCCCUAAUCUUUGACCUGGUGUGCACUGUGGAAACCCCUGCAGAUGAUAUCCUGGAGAACAGGUGUAGAUAAGAGUGCAAUGUGUGAUGCAUGCUUAGUAGCCCCAUACCCUUCUUCCUAUGCGUACCCACAUUCACAUGUCUUUUGUGUGCUAUAAGAAUUAUGCUCUCUUCUCUGCAGUGCUAGGACCUCAAAUGUCCAUGGGAAUGUUCUUUAUGGUGAUACACUAAAAUUAUCUUUCUUCAUAAGUUAACCUUUAGUGAUGUGAUGGUACCAUUAAUUACCUCUGUUGCUUAAUAUGGAUUUCCACUUAGAUUUCUAUAGUUUUUAAAGUCUUGUUUAAAAAAAAAAUCAAUGUUUGAAUUAAAAUUACUGUAAGAUCACAAAGAUGAUUCAAGGUUUACAUAGUUUUUAUAUUUCUAAUGUCAGUUACUUGGUAUUUUAUUCUGUGUAGUCAGUGAUAUUAGAAUAAUUUUUAAAAUAGAAUUUUAAUAUAUCUUCCAUCAGGCUUACUUUAAAAAUAAUUUUAGGUUAAGAUAAAGGUGGCUUGUGCCAGUUAAUAGAUUUCAGAAUGUAUUUCACUAGUUUUGUUAUAAAUAUUUGUCAUCUGUGAUUUGGAAUGCCCUUGUUGUUUCUUCAUCCAUGUAAAUAGUGGGGGGAGGGGGGGUGGAUUUUAAAAUCCAUAUUUAGAUUCCUGUUUUGAAAAGAUCAUUUUUUAUUUGCAAGAUGAAAUUCAAGUAUUGACUGACAUCUUUAUAAUUUUAUUCUUCAGGCAUCAAAGUCAUUGAACUAAAAAAUAUAGGAGAGCGAAUAUAUACUUAAAAUUUUUUUUUUUCAUAUUUCAACUAUUUACGAAAGAGCUUACCAAAUGGAUACUUUGUUUUAGUUUUUUUCCCAUAGUCCAACUACUUAUGAAAGGGUCCUACUUAAGGGGAAAAUACUCCUUUUAUUAAACCAGGCACUUUCCAUUUUAUUAUUUGGAGUAAGAUGUUCAUAUUCAAAAGAGUUGUGUUAUCCAGUCAUGUAAAAAUUUGCUAACAAUCUAGCAUUUAACAUAUAGAAUAUUUACCACAUAGUAAUUAAGCUGAACAAUGCAUUUUGCUGGGAACCAUUAGUAUUAAGAACAUUCCUGAUUGUUUUCAUAGGGUUGGGGGCAUGAAUCCAAACAUUGCAAAUAUAUGCCACAAAGCCAAAGAACUGGCUCUUGUUCUGCCUUAGUAACAGCCUGGAUGGAGACUUCUGGGGAAAGUUGGAGAGGAUUUUGCACUUUGGGCCAGUGUAAGGGUACAUGCUAGAAGAUGGCCAUCAACAUCUUUUUGUUUUCAUGAGGGGUAAAGGAGAAAUUGAGCUUUCACUUAAUAUGCAUAUUUAUUUUUUAAUCACAGCAAUAAAGAACUUUCCCUUCCUGGUUUAAUCAUGUUUCCCCUGACAAUGGAAUUGUUAGCAUAAUAAAUCAUGUAUUCGAGAAAGGCUGGAGUACUGCCACAUUUGCAGCUGUUUCCUUGAUUAUGUGAGAUUACAGCAUUUUUGCCAGUUGUAAUCCAUUGUAGGGACUAUGUCAUUGGCCCCAAAUGUGUUUAGAAUUACAGUAUAUCAAUCUGAAGAGACUUUACCUGCAACACCCUCUUUCCUAUCCCCCAUCAGUUUGGCUUGUAAGGCAACAUGUCUUUCAGUGUUUACCUGUAAAUUUUUUACUUUCAAAAAUCAGUUUAGUGGUUCAGCCUAAUAUUUGAACUAACACUGUUUACUAAAGUGUACAAAGCUAACUUAAAGUACUGCCUGGGGAAUUAUUUUUUUUUCCAAUUUUUCUUAUCCAGGGAAGCUAAUAAAAGCUAUCAUUUUUGCUUAUGUGUAAAUCUGUAGUUUUUCUUAAAGAAGGAAAGAUUCUGAAAUUGACCUUUUAAGUUAGAGUUCUAAAAGAUAAGAAUCUUCUAAUUCCUUCUCUAGGUCAAGGGAAUUUAUUUUAUGCAGUGCCAUCUUUCUACUCUUGUUUGAUCUUGAUUCUAGGUGUAUAGUGCUGUGAAAUACAGAAGGGAAUUGUAUUACUACAAACUGACUUUUUAAAUAAAAUUGUAAUAUUUAUAAAAUAAAAUUGUAUUUAAACUUGUAUACCAAAAGGAAGGAUUGUAUGAGUGAUAAAUUAAUGAACUGUUAUUACAACACAACUUUUGAGGGAGGGUUGUUAUAUUCAAGUAGUGGUGUUAUAUCACAUCAGACAAAUAGUUAUUUGCUUUUAGCAAAUCUCAUUGAUUUUUGGGGGUGCAUCCUGAGAUCAUAAAUAAACUUUUAUACAUUCUGCCAUCAAA
Messenger RNA from Vombatus ursinus (common wombat), 5347 nucleotides. RefSeq names its product transmembrane protein 181. The record is from RefSeq and is a predicted model, not a curated record. Gene Ontology annotation, molecular function: toxic substance binding. Bases 1 to 1563 code for a protein of 520 amino acids. NCBI's taxonomy places the organism in Eukaryota, Metazoa, Chordata, Mammalia, Diprotodontia, Vombatidae. The transcript is spliced from 17 exons.